UAACAACCACGCGUCUAAGAUAAAAUUUACAAUUACAUAAUCGUGACACUGAUUACUAUUCUAAAAGUGUGCUAAUAUAAUUGAAACAAUGUGGAGGUCAGUACAAAUUUUCUGUGUAUUUUACUGCUCUAUAGUUAAAGACUAUGUGGCGAGCGAAUGCCCUAAUGGAUGGACAUAUUAUGAGAGCUCAUGUUAUUUCUUUGGUCACUCUGAUGUAGAUUUCUUAGAUGCCGAGAGAUUUUGUUCACAUUAUGGAGCUCAUUUAGUUUCCAUAGAAACCGCUAAUGAGGGUACCUUUGUUAAGAGUUAUCUGGCAGACCUGAAAGACCCUUAUCACUGGAUCGGACUGACGGACGAAAUUAUUGAAGGGCAAUGGAAAUGGCAAGCUAACGAUUCUACAUCAAAUUAUACAGACUGGUAUCCGGGUCAGCCAGAUGGACACAAAGGUUCAAACUGUGCGGGUAUCUUUGCCAACCAUCGCUACCAAUGGCUUGAUGUAGCGUGUACCAGUAAAUACAGACCACUUUGUGAAAUCCCAUCAAACGGAGAGACAAUAAUUGUCGGCUGAUGAAUUGUAAACUUGCUUGUUAUUCUAUGCAUAAUUGUUUAAUUUAAGAAAUAAAGAGUUAUUAUUUUUUCAUCAUAAA
This is a messenger RNA of Ruditapes philippinarum (Manila clam), 647 nucleotides long. RefSeq names its product C-type lectin domain family 10 member A-like. The record is from RefSeq and is a predicted model, not a curated record. Lineage: Eukaryota; Metazoa; Mollusca; Bivalvia; Venerida; Veneridae. The transcript is spliced from 5 exons. Gene Ontology annotation, molecular function: signaling receptor activity. Bases 89 to 568 code for a protein of 159 amino acids.